CAUGAGUUCAUAUAUGCCAUAGGGCGUCUACUUUGCCUCGAGGCUGCCCACUUCUGAUAGGCCGAAAUCCGGGGCGCAGCUGUACACUUAAGGAAGGAUGAAAAGAUAGUAAUGGAAGCUGAUGGAAGGCAUUCUCGAAACCCAACACGCUUAGGAUGAGCAACGCCCACCCGCUCUUUUCGCGCCCAACUGUCACCGAGUAACGGAGCUAUGAUAACGGAAACCUUGAGGGACCCACGGUGACUGUCUUUCUAACCUGGAGUUUCAGAUGACGGGUGAGCCAGUGGCGGAGAGUACUUGUGGCGGAACACUGGAAAACGUGUGACAAGUUCCAUAGGGAUGUGAGACGCUGUGAGACGUGGAUUCGGAGGUUCGUGAAUCCUUUGCCACCAGCAUUGUAAAAAGCAACGAUGAGUCUACCUAGGCUACUACAAAGGUUCAGUCUCCUGGUUGACUUGUCAUACGCUUUCAAGGUCGCCUUUCUGCCUACGAUCAAACGGAUUUUCCAUGAACCAUCGCUUCUUCUCCAUCCAAGGACGCUGUCAUACAUUUUCAUGUCCCAUGUAUGGUCCUUCUUUGGACCAUGCAUAGACGAGAACUCCGCUGCAGAGAAAGCGAAAAUUAUUACUCCCUACGCCCAGGGCGUAGUUCUCGAUGUCGGGGCUGGACAUGGUCAUAAUAUCAAAUACCUCGACAGAGCAAGAGUGACGAAAUAUGUCGCCCUCGAACCUAACGUACUUAUGCACCCAAAUAUACGGCGUACAGCUUAUGCUGCAGGGUUGAACGAAGCUGAUGGAAACUUGGUCGUCCUCGCUUGCGGGGCUGAAGAUACCGCAUCCAUCAUGACCUCUCUGGGAGGUUACCAACCUGUCGACACAGUCGUGUCCACGUUAACACUUUGCUCGGUUCCCGAACCUCAGCGAACCAUCAAGUCACUCGUCAGCGACGUACUGAAGCCUGGCGGCGAACUGUUGUUCUUCGAGCAUGUGCAGAACUCCCGCCCGCACAUUGCACGGUGGCAGCGGUUCUGGUCACCGCUUUGGAGCAGAACGUUCGGUGGCUGUAGGCUUGACCGCCCAACGCAUGUGUGGGUACAGGAGGUCGGUGGGUGGGAGAAGGAGGAAGUAUGGGCGUCGGACGGUGAAAGCGAAGAGCAUCUGUUCUUGCAUCGUUCAGGCAGGUUCGUCAAAUCCGCUUAAAGCGGGAUUUUCGUUCCCCCCU
This is a messenger RNA of Pisolithus orientalis, 1221 nucleotides long. RefSeq names its product S-adenosyl-L-methionine-dependent methyltransferase. Lineage: Eukaryota; Fungi; Basidiomycota; Agaricomycetes; Boletales; Pisolithaceae. The record is from RefSeq and is a predicted model, not a curated record. The transcript is spliced from 3 exons. The coding region runs from base 411 to 1199 and encodes 262 amino acids.